UUAUACCUUUUAUACAUUCAAAUAUAUUUAAUAAGAAUUACAAAAAUGUCAUUCUUAUCAAAUUUAAAGAAAGCAUUCCACUUUGGUGGAAAUGAUGCAAAAAAGAAGAAAUUGUACAAUAAUAUCAAAAUGGAUUGCAACCCAGAAGAAUUCUGGGAAAUGAUAGGUGAAUUAGGAGAUGGAGCAUUUGGGAAAGUUUAUAAGGCACAGCAUAGGCAAACUCAUCAGCUUGCUGCUGCAAAAAUGUGUGCAUUGGAAGGAGAGGAUGACCUCAGUGAUUUUAUGAUUGAAAUAGAUAUUUUAUCAGAAUGUAAACAUCCAAAUGUUGUUGAAUUACAUGAAGCAUAUUUUAUUGAGGGCAAACUAUGGAUGUUGAUAGAAUAUUGUGAUGGUGGUGCUGUUGAUUCCAUAAUGGUUGAGUUAGCAAAAGCUUUAACAGAACCACAAAUAGCAUAUAUAUGUCAACAUAUGGCCAAAGGUCUUGCAUUUUUACAUAAAUCUAAGGUUAUCCACAGGGAUUUAAAGGCAGGAAAUGUUUUAUUAACAAUGGCAGGGGGAGUGAAAUUAGCUGACUUUGGAGUGUCUGCAAAAAAUAAGCAUACUUUACAGAAACAUGACACAUUUAUUGGAACACCAUAUUGGAUGGCUCCAGAAGUAGUGUUAUGUGAGACAUUUAGAGAUAAUCCUUAUGAUUUUAAAGUGGACAUUUGGUCGCUUGGUAUUACAUUAAUAGAAUUUGCGCAAAUGGAACCGCCAAACCAUGAGAUGUCCCCGAUGCGUGUUCUUCUUAAAAUACAAAAGAGCGACCCACCAAAACUUGAUCAGCCUGGAAAAUGGAGUAAAGAUUUUAAUGAUUUCAUUGCAAAAGCUCUGAUAAAAGAUCCAACAUCGAGACCUACAGCUGAUGAAUUGUUGAAACAUCCAUUCAUAAAUCGUAAUCUGGAUUCAAAACCGAUUAGGGAUUUGUUAUUGGAAUAUAAAGCUGACGUUGUUGAGGAAGAAUUAGUCGAUGAGGAAACAGAGGAGCAACGCACGUCGCAGCUUCCUCUGGAACUGGAUCAACUCGGAGAUGAUUCUGCAUCUAUGCGCAGUGACGCUGAUGUUCAGAUUUCUGAAAAGGAAAAUCUUGUUGCAUCACCUGUGUCUACGAAAAAAGAAGAAAGCCAUAAAAGAGAGAUUAACAGAGAUGGUGAAAAGGAAGACAGAAAUAAGAAAUUACGUAAAGCAGAAUCAAAAGAUAACAUACCUAUUUCUGUUGAGAAGAAACAGGCCCCCAAACCUCCUAGUACAAACGAAACGAAUGAACGUAGAGUAUCACGAGAAAAAGGUCCUGCACCUCCUCCACCGCUUAUGCGCCAAAAUAGCAAAAUUGAAGAUAAGGAAAGCAUUUUGAAGAUUAUCGAUAAACAAAAUGAUGUAGAGUUGUUAAACGAGUGCAAGAUUAUUGAUAAACAGCAGCAACUUAAAAAUGAAUCAAUGCAAUCAGGCCAGGAAAUGGUAGGCAGGGAACAAACAAAUGUAGACAUGCUUUGUGAGAAGCCAUGCAUACCAACUAGUUUAGAAAAAAUUAUAUUAGAAAGCAAUGAAAGGGAGAAGAAUAAAGUAGAUGAUACGAAUAAAAGUAAUAUCAGACAAAGAUCGGUAGAUGAUAAAGUAAAUUUAUCAUCGAGAACACAAUUAACAUUAGAGGAGAAGAGGAAAUCGGCACCAGUUAAAUUAGAAUUAGGCGAAGACUGGACUAAACCAGUAUUUAACAAACAAUCAUCUUUAGAAGAAAAAAGCAGAAUUGAAAAGAAAACACAAAUUGACGGUAAGAGACAAUCUUCGCUAGAAGAAAAUUACAAGAGCUUACAAGAGAAACGAAAAUCUGUGGAACAAAAGUUAAAUGCGGUUUUAGAGAAACGUUUUUCAAUGGAUACUGAAAUGCGAAUGAGUGUUUCUUCUAUGGAGGCAUUAUCACACCGAGAAGUUCUAACUGGAAGCGCAUCGGAAAAGAAUAUUGUUAAAGCUUGCUCUACUGAAGAUGUUAAAACUGAUUACGGAUCUUCUAAAACAGAAUCUGUCAUUAAAAGUCAUAGCGAAGGAUCUUCCAGAUAUGUUUCUUUAGAGAAUUUUUCGGACGAAUUUGAUGGAAAAAGAGAAAAGAAAUGGCCAAGUAAAGAAUACAAUUACGAGAGUACCUCGAAUAACGGUGAUAGUGUGAAUUCCGAGAAGAAAGGUUCUUCGGUGAAUGUAUCAGUAAUCACUUCAACUCCCAUUAGAAGUAGAAGUACUUCUAGAAGAGGCAGCGGUGACAAUGUAGUCGUUAUUACUGGUAAAUCCGACCAAGAAAUACGUCCAAACACAUCAACCGUCCGGAUUACAGCAGAUAGUCCAGAUUUAUCGAAUAGUCUUGCGAGCAAUGUUAGUCAAGUAACCGUGGUAACGACGCAUCCACCGGUUCUUGUUGAUGCUGUGUCAUUGACAGCGCCUCUUUCUUGCCGCCAAGCUCCAACAUCGGAAGUUGUUAUUGUUGCAAAUGAAUUGAACAAAACACAAGUGAAUGAAAGUUCAACUGACGAUGAUGGAUUUCCUAGUUUAGAUAGUUUAGAGUACACACCACAAGAGCAACCCAUAAUUCUUACCGACUUUUCUAAAAGAAUUGGCAAGAAGUUAGACGAAUCCGAGGUUCUCAUUGUGAGUCCGAUCGUAGAUGAAUUGCAGGAUACUAGUCAUGUUUCCGUUGUUACUGUCGGCGAUGAUAAGGAGCAAGUGAAAGAUUCCUCGGUACUUAGUAAACACGAGGCCGUACGAACUUCUUCCUCUCACAGUGAUGCUAGUUUAAUUGAAAGGUCGAGUACAAAAAGCGAUAGCGGGGAUGAAAUUACUAAAAUGUUAAUUGCUGGGACGAUUGUAGAAUCUAUAGAUGAUGUGGAAAGAAGCUCAAAAAAGAUGAAUGGUCUAUUAAAAAACGACAAAUCUGGAAUAGUUGGCCAUAUCGAUGAUAAAGUGUUAAAAACACUUAAACAGAAGGAAGCAAAUAAAGGAUACAAAGAGAAGAGAGUAUCUCCGGAUAGUUUUGAAGGUUCUAGGUCUCAAAGUGAAUCCGGAUCGACGCGAUCACAUACUCCGAGCAAGAGUAUGGAUCGUUCCGAUGCUGAAUCCAUUUCUACCACUAUAAGUCAGGAUAGCAGAGAAUCCAGCAAGGAGAAUCAUGUAAGUCAAGGACAAUCCACGGAAGUGGAUGAGGAAGUAGUAUUGCGACGAAAACCUGAUUAUAAUCGUGACAUUCCACGACCAACAAAAACGAAAGAGGAUAUUCAAAUGAUGAAUUUGAAGAAAAAGACGAGAAAGCGAACUAGAAAAUUUGAGAUCGAUGGUGUCGUAGUUACCACGACAACAUCAAAGGUAAUUUAUGGCGAUGAUGAAAACGGCAAAGUUUACGAUGAUCAAAUCUUUAGAAAGCAAGAACUAAGGGAAUUAAAGAUGCUACAGAAAAUGGAGCAAAAACAGUUUCAAGAUUUAUCACAGAAGGCUCAGUUUAACAAGGAUCAACAAGAAAAGCGUUUUGAACAGGAGAGACAAGUCUUAGAAAGAAUCAUUGAAACUGAUUUGGAAACGUAUGCUCGGCAACAGAGACAGCAGAUCGAACGGGCGGAAGCGCAGUUGGAGGCCGAGCUUAGACUCACUUCGAAAAAGAUUCGUAGUGAGCAAGAAAGAGAACUGAAACUAUUUCGUGAAGGAUUGAAGCAGGAAUUGAAACUACUUAAACAAGAGGUAGAUUUAAUGCCGAAAGAUAAGAGGAAGAGUGCAUUUAAAAUACGCAAAGAGAAAUUGGAGGCUGAACACGAAGAAAGGGAAAAACACUUUUUAGAUAAACUUAAUGAAAGUCACGAAUUAUCGUUAAGAAGAUUGUCCGAUAGUCAUCGUCAAAGAAUUGCCCUAAUGGAAAGGCAAUAUUUACAGCAGAAACAACAACGAAUGAGAACUCAAGUAGCAGACAUUUGGAAUCGAGAAGAACGGCAUAUCCAUGAAAAGCAACAACUAUUAAAGAAGCAGUUAAAGGAUAUUUUCUUUUUACAAAGACACCAGAUGCUAAUACGUCAUGAAAAGGAAUUGGAACAAUUGAAGAGAAUGAAUCAGCGAAAGGAAGAGGAACUGAUUAAACGACAGACAGUGGAACGUAGGAAUUUACCAAAAAGAAUUCGUAACGAGAUGAAGGCACGCGAAAUGAUGUUUAGAGAAUCUAUGAGGAUUUCUAUGUCUUCGGUUAUCACACCGGAUCCUGAUGCUGAGAGGGAAAAAUUGAAAAAAUUCCAAGAGAAUGAGAAAAAGCGAUAUAGGGCCGAACAACAGAGAUUCGAAUUAAAGCAUUCACGGCAAUUGGAAGAGGUAAGAGCACAAAGUGAUGCCACUAUCAAAGAAUUGGAACAAUUGCAGAACGAAAAAAGAAAAAUGUUGAUGGAGCAUGAAACAUUGAAACUGAAGGAAUUAGAAGAAGCGUACAGUAAAGAGCUUCGUGAAUGGAAAGCGCAACUUCAGCCACGAAAACAGAAAUUGGAAGAACAGUUUGCGUUACAGUUGGAAGAACAAGAGGCGAUUUAUGGACCAAGCGCUGUACCAUUGUGCUUACCAGCAGAUCUUACCGACUUGACACAUCAUACGACUGGUUCGACGCGUAGUUCGCUUUCUUCGGUGAGCGAGGGUUAACGUCUAAUUAAUCUGUCAUAGGAACCAAGUGAUUCUCUUUCUUCGUAAGAAUGACAAAUGAAUUAAAUAAUAGCGCUGAAAAUGUUGAGAGAUAAUUUGAAAGUUAAAUCACUAGCUCUUUAUACGACUAUUUGAUCGUUUGAGUUUUGAGGCUAGCACCGAUAAUUAAAACUAAGUUUUAUUAUAACAAGAUCUAUGACAUAAGACACGAUAGGUGAUGCAAGGCGCACAAAGUGGCGAUUCGGCAAUCGCUUAUAUAUGGAAUAGAGAAUUAUUUUCUUCAAUUUGGUCGGAUUCUAAUAACGGUUGAUCGAUGAAAAAUUGUGAUUUGUGAGCAUUACUUUGCAAUCAUACGCAUGACUAUUCGAUAUUGCCGAAUAUUGAAAUGACAUAUCAAAAUUUUGUUAAUUUCUAGCAGCAAAAAGGAAAAUAAGAACAGCAGAAAGUCAUUGUUUUUCUCCUACGAUAUAUUUUAUAUGUAUUGUCAUAUACAGAUGAAACGAAUUUCUUAUGAUGAUCUUGUCGAAAAUAUACUCUUUGAUAUAGUCCAUGCAAUCCACCCGAUGAUUGUUUCUUCAGAAA
Eufriesea mexicana is the source of this 5271-nucleotide messenger RNA. RefSeq names its product Sterile20-like kinase (gene Slik). Lineage: Eukaryota; Metazoa; Arthropoda; Insecta; Hymenoptera; Apidae. Gene Ontology annotation, biological process: protein phosphorylation. The record is from RefSeq and is a predicted model, not a curated record. Gene Ontology annotation, molecular function: ATP binding; protein serine/threonine kinase activity. Bases 46 to 4689 code for a protein of 1547 amino acids. The transcript is spliced from 11 exons.